UCUCAUUUUAAAGUCAGUCUGUUUACGUAUGUCAAUGGUAGCGAGUUGAGAAUAUAAUUAAUUUAAAUUAAAUUAAAAAUAUAAACGUAUAAAGUGUGAGUGCGUAACGAUUUACGGAUUUUUUUGACAGAUACAUUAAUCAACAUGGGACCGAGCCACUAUAUCCUGGUAUCAGCGUUGCUGGCAAUAUCUGCCGGCCAGAGGUCACCGUACGCUGGUCGUCGCCCCAUAGGUUUUCCUGUAAUAGAAACCACGACUUUAGUGACCGCCGCCGCCCCAGCCGCCCAAAAUGAUACUUUAGGAAACAGAUUUGGCGAAAACUCAACCGUAACCACAACCACACAACGCCUUCCAGUUGAAGCUCUGGGUGAUAGAGACCUGAUCAACCGACUUGGACAACUACCUCAAGAUAAACAGCCCUUCUGGUAUCUCAACUGGCAGGCUUUAGAGGCGAAUCGGAACCAACCACAGUCCUACCCUCUUAGACCAAACAGCUUUGUGGACAGUAUUUCUUUCCCGACCAAUGAUGGGGCAACUCAAAUUACUCAGCAACCUUUCCAGAAUAACCAACCAUUGCAGAAUAACCAAGGUUUUCCAAAUGCACAACAACCACUGCAGAACAAUCAAGCAUUUUUAAAUACUCAGCAGCCUGUCCAGAAUAAUCAAGGUUUUCCAAACACUCAACAACCACUUCAGAACAGUCAAGGAUUUUUAAAUAAUCAGCGCCCAUUUCAGAAUAAUCAAGGAUUUGUAAAUAAUGAUCAACAAAGAUUUAAAAGCGGUGACGUACCGGAAUACAGUGAUGAACUUGAUUCUGAAACGUUUUAGACUUUGUGAACAAUAUGAUCUCUUUAAUUAUUUUAUUAAUAAUAAUUGUUUCUAGUUGCUACAGUCAUAGUAAUAUUUAUGACUACUCGUAGAUACUAUAUAUUUUGUGUACCUAGUGAACUUAAAUUGAAGUUAAGUUUUCAUAAUAAAAAAAAUUACCUCAUUAUUUU
Maniola jurtina (meadow brown) is the source of this 998-nucleotide messenger RNA. RefSeq lists its product as uncharacterized. The transcript is spliced from 3 exons. NCBI's taxonomy places the organism in Eukaryota, Metazoa, Arthropoda, Insecta, Lepidoptera, Nymphalidae. The record is from RefSeq and is a predicted model, not a curated record. The coding region runs from base 145 to 828 and encodes 227 amino acids.